Molecule: messenger RNA, 1533 nt
Organism: Mercenaria mercenaria
Lineage: Eukaryota; Metazoa; Mollusca; Bivalvia; Venerida; Veneridae
Product: astacin-like
Exons: 10
Coding region: 68-1402 (444 amino acids)
Biological process (GO): proteolysis
Cellular component (GO): membrane
Molecular function (GO): zinc ion binding; metalloendopeptidase activity
Source: RefSeq, a predicted model, not a curated record
UGUCUGUAUAUAUAAAGCACUUAAAUGUUCCUAGUUUUCUUCACCAGAGAGGGACUGCUAAGGCAACAUGAAAGUGUUAGUUCUGUUGUCGGUAUUGGGACUAGUCGUCGCCGUGCCUGUUGUCGAUGAGACACAAGCUGGUGUUGAGGUCAUUUACGGAGAGGAGGCCUCUGAUAACCCUGAAGAAACCUCGGGGUAUUUUGAGGGAGACAUCGAACUUUUACCAGGAGAAAACCCAUUGCACAGAAAUGCUAUAGCAGAUAGAAGAAGGAGAUGGGCCAAUGGGAUUGUUCCGUAUGAAAUCUCGUCAACUUACCCAUCUGCUGUGCAGAAUAUCUUCCAUCAAGCCAUGACUGAAAUCGAAUCUAGAACAAAAGUCAACGGCAAGACAUGCAUUCAUUUCAAACCUCAUUCUGGAGAAUCCGGAUUCGUUAAAUUUGUUACUGGAACCGGUUGUCAUACACCAGUAGGGUACAUCGGCCGUCAGUCGAGUGUUACAAUUGGACAUGGUUGUGAACGCAAAGGAACUGUUAUGCACGAGCUGUUGCACGCGCUCGGAUUCUGGCACGAGCAGAGCAGAACCGACAGAGACAAUUAUGUAACAAUCCAUUUCAAUAACAUACAGAAAGGUCAUGAGGGAAAUUUCAACAAAUACCAGCAAGGUUACAUCGAUAUGUUAGGACAACCUUACGAUUAUGGAAGUAUCAUGCACUACAGUGCCUAUGCCUUUGCUAUUGACCGUUCAAAGAUGACCAUUGAGCCAAAGCAGAAUGGAGUGACCAUAGGUCAGAGAGUCAGACUCAGUAACACUGACGUUAAGGAGAUCCAGCUCCUGUACGGAUGUAUAUCUGACACAGGUCAUACCAGUGCUCCAGUGUCCGGAUUUGUGACUCCAGCUCCAGCUGCCACUGCGAAACCUCCAUCUGGAUCUGAUGUAUGCACAUUUGAGCACAACUUCUGUCACUGGACUCAGUCCCAUAGCGACAAUACUGAUUGGAGACGUCAUUUCGGUAAAACACCAAGCUCAAACACGGGACCAUCAGCCGAUUCACACGGAUCGGCAAGAGGGCAUUACAUCUACGUUGAGGCCUCUGGACACAAGAAUCAAGGAGCCAAGCUCGAUUCUCAGGCUUACCCUGGCGGCGACUACUGUGUUGAUUUCUACUACCAUAUGUAUGGAUCAGACAUUGGCUAUCUCCGUCUCAAUGUCGUCUCUGGCACACAUGAGUAUCACCUGAAACAAUGGGAUGGUAACCAUGGUGACCACUGGGUACACCAGAGAAUGAAUGCCCAUAUUCACACAAGUGGAACCUUCAAAUUCGAAUUUGAAGCGCAUACCGGUAACAGUUACCACAGUGACUUUGCUCUCGAUGACAUCAUCAUACAUCCGGGCAAUUGUUAACAAUUCUCACCAGAUGUCAAAUAUAUUCAUUUAUGUUUUACAGUGCCAUAUAAUAUCUUUAUAAAAUGAUUUAAUUUUGUAGCCAAAUUGUAUGAAUAAAUUAUCUUCUGUGAUUGUUUGGUGGAAGAGAA